This is a messenger RNA of Pipistrellus nathusii (Nathusius's pipistrelle), 2982 nucleotides long. NCBI's taxonomy places the organism in Eukaryota, Metazoa, Chordata, Mammalia, Chiroptera, Vespertilionidae. The record is from the annotation of a GenBank genome assembly.
AUGGCGGCGGCGGCGGCUUCUCGCUUCUGGCUCUGGGCUGCCCUGCUCAUCCCUGCGGCUGCAGUCUACGAAGACCAAGUGGGCAAGUUUGAUUGGAGACAGCAGUAUAUUGGGAAGCUCAAAUUUGCCUCCUUGGAAUUUUCCCCUGGAUCCAAGAAGUUGGUUGUGGCCACAGAGAAGAACGUGAUUGCAGCCUUAAAUUCUCGGACUGGGGACAUCUUGUGGCGCCAUGUUGACAAGGGCACGGCGGAAGGGGCGGUGGACGCCAUGCUGCUGUACGGACAGGAUGCAGUCACUGUGUCCAAUGGUGGCCGGAUCAUGCGUUCCUGGGAGACUAACAUCGGGGGCCUGAACUGGGAGAUUACCUUGGACAGUGGCAGCUUCCAGGCGCUUGGGCUGGUCGGCCUGCAGGAGGCGGUGCGGUACGUGGCGGUCCUGAAGAAGACCACUCUUGCCCUCCAUCAUCUCUCCAGUGGGCACCUGAAGUGGGUGGAGCAUCUCCCAGAAAGUGACAGCAUCCACUACCAGAUGGUGUAUUCCUACGGCUCCGGGGUGGUGUGGGCCCUCGGCAUUGUUCCCUUCAGCCACGUGAACGUUGUCAAGUUUAACGUGGAAGAUGGAGAGAUUGUGCAGCAGGUCAGGGUUUCAACCCCCUGGCUGCAAAGUCUCACCGGAGCCUGCGGCGUGGUGGACGAGGCUGUCCUGGUGUGCCCUGACCCGAGCUCACGGUCCCUCCAAACUCUGGCCCUGGAGGUGGAGUGGGAGUUGAGGCAGAUCCCACUGCAGUCUCUCGACUUAGAAUAUGCAAGUGGAUUCCAACCCCGGGUCCUGCCCACACAGCCCAACCCAGUGGAUCCUUCUCGGGCCCAGUUCUUCCUCCAGUUGUCCCCAAGCCACUACGCUCUCCUGCACUACCAUCACGGGGUCCUGAGUCUGCUCAAAAACCUCCCUCAGACUGCCCUUGUGAGCUUUGCCACCACCGGGGAGAAGACAGUGGCUGCAGUCAUGACCUGUCGGAAUGAAGCGCAGAAAUCUAGCAGUUCUGAAGAUGGGUCACUGGGGAGCUUUUCGGAGAAGUCUAGUCCGCAGGACACGCUGGCUUGCUUCAACCAGACCUACACCAUCAACCUCUACUUAGUGGAGACAGGGCGGCGGCUGCUCGACACCACCAUCACCUUUAGCCUGGAACAGAACGGCACUCGGCCGGAGCGGCUGUACAUCCAGGUGUUCUUGAAGAAGGACGACUCUGUGGGCUACCGGGCCUUGGUGCAGACAGAGGACCAUCUGCUCCUUUUCCUGCAGCAGCUGGCAGGGAAGGCGGUGCUGUGGAGCCGGGAGGAGUCUCUGGCAGAGGUGGUGUGCCUGGAGAUGGUGGACCUCCCCCUGACGGGGGCGCAGGCUGAGCUGGAAGGAGAAUUUGGCAAGAAGGCAGACGGCUUGCUGGGGAUGUUCCUGAAACGCCUCUCGUCCCAGCUCAUCCUGCUGCAGGCGUGGACUUCCCACCUCUGGAAAAUGUUUUAUGAUGCUCGGAAGCCCCGGAGUCAGAUUAAGAAUGAGAUCAGCAUUGACACCCUGGCCAGAGAUGAGUUCAACCUCCAGAAGAUGGUGGUGACCGUGACAGCCUCAGGCAAGCUUUUUGGCAUUGAGAGCAGCUCUGGCACCAUCCUGUGGAAACAAUAUCUCCCCAAUGUCAAGCCAGACUCCUCCUUUAAACUGAUGGUGCAGAGAACCACUGCUCACUUCCCCCACCCCCCUCAGUGCACCCUCCUGGUGAAGGACAAGGAGACAGGAAUGAGUUCUCUCUACGUCUUCAACCCCAUUUUUGGGAAGUGGAGUCAGGUGGCCCCCCCAGUGCUGAAGCACCCCAUCUUGCAGUCUCUGCUUCUGCCUAUCAUGGAUCAAGACUAUGCCAAGGUGCUGCUGUUGAUAGAUGAUGAGUACAAGGUCACAGCUUUCCCAGCCACCCGGAAUGUCUUGCGGCAGCUCCAUGAGCUAGCCCCUUCCAUCUUCUUCUACUUGGUGGAUGCAGAACAGGGACGGCUGUGCGGAUAUCGACUUCGGAAGGAUCUCACCACUGAGCUGAGUUGGGAGCUGACCAUUCCCCCAGAAGUUCAGCGUAUCGUCAAGGUGAAGGGGAAGCGCAGCAGCGAGCACGUUCAUUCCCAGGGCCGUGUGAUGGGGGACCGCAGCGUGCUCUACAAGAGCCUGAACCCCAACCUGCUGGCCGUGGUGACCGAGAGCACGGACGUACACCACGAGCGCACCUUCAUCGGCAUCUUCCUCGUGGACGGUGUCACUGGGCGCAUCGUCCACUCCUCCGUGCAGAGGAAGGCCAAGGGCCCCGUCCACAUCGUGCACUCAGAGAACUGGGUGGUGUACCAGUACUGGAAUACCAAGGCCCGGCGCAACGAGUUGACCGUGCUGGAGCUCUACGAGGGCACUGAGCAAUACAAUGCCACCGCCUUCAGCUCCCUGGACCGUCCCCAGCUGCCCCAGGUCCUCCAGCAGUCCUACAUCUUCCCCUCCUCCAUCAGUGCCAUGGAAGCCACCAUCACGGAGCGGGGCAUCACCAGCCGACACCUGCUUAUUGGACUACCUUCUGGAGCCAUUCUUUCCCUCCCUAAGGCCUUGCUGGAUCCCCGCCGUCCUGAGAUCCCAACAGAACAAAGCAGAGAGGAGAAUCUAAUCCCGUACUCUCCAGAUGUACAGAUACACGCAGAGCGAUUCAUCAACUAUAACCAGACAGUUUCUCGAAUGCGAGGGAUCUACACUGCUCCCUCAGGUCUGGAGUCCACUUGUUUGGUUGUGGCCUAUGGCCUGGACAUUUACCAAACUCGAGUCUACCCGUCCAAACAGUUCGAUGUCCUGAAGGAUGACUAUGACUACGUGUUAAUCAGCAGCGUCCUCUUUGGCCUGGUGUUUGCCACCAUGAUCACUAAGAGACUGGCCCAGGUGAAACUCUUGAAUCGUGCCUGGCGGUAA